Babjeviella inositovora NRRL Y-12698 is the source of this 1179-nucleotide messenger RNA. RefSeq lists its product as uncharacterized. The transcript is spliced from 2 exons. The record is from RefSeq and is a predicted model, not a curated record. NCBI's taxonomy places the organism in Eukaryota, Fungi, Ascomycota, Pichiomycetes, Serinales. The coding region runs from base 25 to 1128 and encodes 367 amino acids.
CAUUUACGCUGAGAUAGCUCGACAAUGGGGAGUAUUUUUACGAACAGUGGGCUUUCCAGCCGGUACGAUGAUUCCAGGCUGAACCUAGCCUCAUCGAACGAUAAAAUCUCAUCCUUACCCAACACAAAUUACUCCAUCAUCCCUACAAAUAAUUCUCCUAUAAAUAAAAUGAUGGAUAUGGUGGGGGCCAACGGCCAACAGACCGCCAAUUCGCUCCAGAACCGUGUGGGGAAACUCAUUAAAUACGAGAAAAAAGUCAUCAAGCAGCAGGUCGAAUUGAUAAAGGAGAUUACUUCGUGGCUGAAUAUUGUCCCGAACGAAGAAGCUUCCCAGUUAUUGACUGAAUUCAAAAAGUGUAUCGAAGCCCAGCGGGAUAUCGAGGAGGAGUUGGUGCAUCGCCAGGAAAAUGUCCAACUUCAGUUGACCAACGUCCAGAAACGCGAAAAAAAGAAUGUUGAGUUGAAGGCAAAACGUAAUAAAAUGGCCAGGCUGCUAAGAGACCAGGAGAGCAAGAGUGGUACGACUACAAAAACCACGUUGACGAAGGAGUCUCUCGAAGAAUUAGAUCUCUCAGCCGAUGUGGUGGAAGAACAGUACGUUCGAGCCAUCAAUACGUCGUUAAAAAGUGCCCUCGUUGAUUAUGUUUUCAGUUUGCAAUCGAUUUCGGCAAAACUUAGAGAGACUUCGGGGGCGUUCUUUUCCUAUUUAAACAGCAAUCCCUCCAUAAACUACAAGAAGAGCAUCUUUGGGGGCUUGGACAACGGGUAUCUACCCCAAGCCCGCACUCCAUAUGCCAACGAUACCGAGAACAUUGGAGCUGGGAACUAUAGACCUUUGAAGGACACAGUCGUUUUCCCUUCCACUCCACCCUUGAAACCACACAAUCUGUUUCUCAAGCCUAAAUCGAGACUAGCCACCCGUGCCACCACACACGACGGAACCUGUGUUGACUGUUUACACCAUACCGAUGCCCUGGUUAAACGAAGCAAUUCGUGUCUUCAUCGAGCCCAAACUCGGAAUGGAGAUCUGUCCAAAACGCUGGCAGAAGAAAAGAGUCAUUACAUUGCUCCGGGUGGGUUGGCGGGGUUCCGGGUCGAGGGAAUGGGAAAUCAUCAAGAAUGGAGUUGACUGCGGGGUGAAACAGUAAGACAUGUUAUUUUCGGUCAGUAAAAAAGAUAU